This is a messenger RNA of Ophidiomyces ophidiicola, 1629 nucleotides long. It is a transcript of the gene ubx2, whose product is annotated as UBX domain protein Ubx2. The record is from RefSeq and is a predicted model, not a curated record. The transcript has 2 exons. Gene Ontology annotation, cellular component: nucleus. Lineage: Eukaryota; Fungi; Ascomycota; Eurotiomycetes; Onygenales; Onygenaceae. The coding region runs from base 1 to 1629 and encodes 542 amino acids. Gene Ontology annotation, biological process: proteasome-mediated ubiquitin-dependent protein catabolic process. Gene Ontology annotation, molecular function: ubiquitin binding.
AUGGAGGACGCCGCAGUUGCUCAGUUUACGGAAAUCACCGGCUCUAGCCCUGAGACCGCUACUCAUUACCUGCAGCUAUCGGACUACAAUUUGCAGACUGCUAUGCAACUUUACUUCGAAAAUGGCGCCGUGGAUAUUCAACCGGAGGCUCCUGCUGCUCCUUCCCAGAGACCAUCAACACGCUCCCAAGCGCCUGCCCCGUACGAAGAUGAAAGCGGUAUUGUUCACCUUGACUCCGAUGAUGAAGCAACAGAUAUCCCUGUUGGAACCUCGAGUCGUGAGACCCCCAGGACCACUACUACCACUUUCGAAGACGAUCUAGCGAUGGCGCGACGAUUACAAGAGGAGCUAUAUGCCGGUGGAGAUUCUAUCGACGGAGAUUCCGUUCGUGCUCCCAUGGCUAGAAAAACAGAAACUCUUGUAGGACCGGGAGCGGAUUUUGAAGAUGUGGAUGAGGAGAUCUUAGAACAAGUUCGAGCUCGGCAACGAGCCAGAGUUGGCCGUGCAGGGAUAUUUAACCAGAGAGAUGUCUCUUCUUCUAUUUGGAAUGACGAGGAUCCAGCAUCACAUCGCGCAACGCUCUCUCGGGCAACGGGAGGAGCAUCAGAAGCGUCUUCAAAAUCAAGCAUGCUAGCAGAAAUGUAUAGACCCCCAUUUGAAAUCAUUUCGAGGCUUCCCUGGGACCUCGCACGUACUGAAGGACGAGAAAAAAUGAAGUGGUUAUUGGUUAACGUCCAGGACCCGUCCAUCUUUGAUUGUCAGUUGUUGAAUAGAGACUUAUGGAAGAAUCGUGAGAUUUCGGACACGAUCAAGGAGCAUUUUCUUUUCUUGCAAUUCAAUAAAGAUGACGAACGCGGAGCUCAAUAUCUCCAAUACUAUUUUACAGGCCGUGAUGUUCAGGAUAAUUAUCCACAUAUUGCAAUUGUUGAUCCUAGAACGGGAGAGCAAGUCAAGGUAUGGUCUGGACCACCGGUGGUUAAAGCGCCAGAGUUUCUCAUGCAGCUACAUGAGUUUCUUGACCGAUAUAGCCUGGACAAUUCUGCCCGCAAUCCUGUGGCCAAAAGAAAACCAGAGGUGAAGCCUAUUUCGAAAUUAGACACAAUGACAGAAGAAGAGAUGUUAGAAAUGGCUCUGCGGAAUAGUCUAGAGGGCCAGGAGGUACCAAAACAUGAGGACCCCGACGAUCUCACACGCAGUAUUGGCGACAUUAAAGGGAAAGGCAAAGCUCCUGCUAACGAUAACGGCUCGAUGGACACCGAACCGCCAGCUAAAAAUCGACAGGAAGAGGAGGAAGAAGAAGAAGAAGAAGAAGAAGAAGAAGACCCAAGCACCAAGGCCUUCAAAUCCAUACCAUCUAAUCGACCGCACCAUGAGCCUGCGGCAGACCCUACCUCCACAACUAGGAUUCAAUUCCGACAUUCUUCCGGUAGGAUAAUUCGGCGUUUUGCACUGUCGGACCCUGUAUGCCGGCUGUAUGAGUGGCUCAAAGCAGCCCCAAUAGAGGGCAAGGCUGGAAUUGACUUUGAAUUGGUAUCAAUGGGGCAGAAUUUGAUUACUAUGCUAGACGCAAGCGUUCAAGAUGCAGGCUUAAAAAACGGAACCGUAAUGGUUGGAUAUUUGGAGGAUUGA